AUGGAUGACCUUCUGGGUGAGAUAGAUGACAUGUUUCCUGAAAGGAGGUUCUGCAUCAUAAACUCCACUAGAAUCCUUCUUCUGGGCUCUGAACACAGUAAAAGCUCAGCAAAUGUUUCUCAAUAUACUGCUAAGGAGCUGAGACCCACAGGAAAGGUCUAUGUUGUGUAUAACAGAUAUAACAAGACUAUCAAAUCUCAAAGGAGCUGCAGGAAGGGGAAAAAGACACUUUCAAAGAAGACAUGGUGCCCAGAGAAGAAAAUGCAGAGUAUGAACAGAGUGCUGAGGAAAAGUCAGUUGGAUGUGCCUGAACUAAACAAGGCUCUGGGGCAGCUAGUCUGGUCCCAGUUUACUCAGUGCUUUCAUAGAUUUAAGCCAGGGCUGGUAGCCUGCUUUGAACCCGAGGUGAAAGCAUUCUUGUGGCUUUUCACUACAUACUCCAAAAAUGCCACUGUGGGUCAGUCAGUUUUGAAUAUUCAGUACAAAAAUGAUUUUUCCCCGAACCUGAAAUAUCAGCCACCGAGUAAGAAUCAAAAGCUCUGGUAUGCCGUUUGUACCGUUGGUGGGAGGUGGUUGGAAGAAAGAGGCUACGGUUUGUUUCAAAACCACCAUUUGGCAUCCUUUGGGAAAGUCAAGCAGUGCAUGAAUUUUGUGGUUCGACUUUUGAAAUUAGGUGAGUUGAUUAAUUUUUUGAUUUUCCUUCAAAGAGGAAAGUUUGCAACUUUGACAGAAUGUCUCCGGCAUUCUGUAUUUUGCAAGCCCCAAAACCUACGUGAGGCUGGUUUUGAGUAUAUGAACAGGGAACUUCUCUGGCAUGGUUUUGCUGAGUUCCUGAUUUUUCUCUUACCACUUAUCAAUAUCCAGAAGCUGAAAGCCAAGUUAGCAUCAUGGUGUAUCCCCCUAACUGGUGUUCCUACUAAUGAUAGUUCAUUAGCUAUCAAUGGCAAAGAACGUUCUCUAUGUGGGGAGUGGCCCACCAUGCCGCACACCAUAGGAUGUGUUAAAAGUAGUUUCCUGUUUGACAUGUAUGUUACUUGUCCUAAGUGUGGCACAGAGGUACACAAUCUGCAGCCACUCAAAUCAGGAAUUGAAAUGUCUGAAGUGAAUGCUCUUUAGAAAUUAAAAUCGCUUCCUCUGAGGAAGAAUGUGUUAUGUUCAAUUUGUUAAUAUUAGUCAUCCUAAGUAUCCUAUUUAGGUGUCUUUUAUGAGGCGUGUGCUUCUCAGUCACUGUCUUCUGUUCCUUUCCAGACAUGACAAAAUACUAAUCACUGGAAAUCACAAGAUUCUAAAUAUAUUAAGUAAAUGUCAGUGUGUUAUUUAAAAAAAAAAAA
This is a messenger RNA of Tupaia belangeri chinensis (Chinese tree shrew), 1331 nucleotides long. Its product is annotated as peroxisome biogenesis factor 2-like. NCBI's taxonomy places the organism in Eukaryota, Metazoa, Chordata, Mammalia, Scandentia, Tupaiidae. Gene Ontology annotation, cellular component: Cdc73/Paf1 complex; peroxisomal membrane. Gene Ontology annotation, molecular function: zinc ion binding. The record is from RefSeq and is a predicted model, not a curated record. Gene Ontology annotation, biological process: fatty acid beta-oxidation; very long-chain fatty acid metabolic process; protein import into peroxisome matrix.